Cydia splendana is the source of this 2011-nucleotide messenger RNA. Its product is annotated as zinc-type alcohol dehydrogenase-like protein SE_1777. Bases 424 to 1470 code for a protein of 348 amino acids. The record is from RefSeq and is a predicted model, not a curated record. The transcript has a single exon. Gene Ontology annotation, molecular function: oxidoreductase activity; zinc ion binding. NCBI's taxonomy places the organism in Eukaryota, Metazoa, Arthropoda, Insecta, Lepidoptera, Tortricidae.
AUGACAUUACAUCACUCAAUAAGCACUGUCUUUAGAAGAUAAACAAAUUGAUUCAUUAUGACAUGGUUCUAUAGUGGCCAUCAAAUUGGUUGACUGUACAAUAACACUUUUCCCGUGUCAAUAAUUAAUACCUACACAUGUAUGUUUAAUAGUACCGACCUAGGUACCUACUUGGCAUUAUAAUGCAUUAUUGAUAAGACUGCCUAGUUGAUAUCUCGUAGAACAAUUAGAUAAGAAUAUUGGGGGCUAUAAAUAAGUGUACAUACCUAUCAUAUAACACUAACCCACGAAUGAGUCAAUGUCAAUUAUUACACAAUAUUACGCAAUGUGCAGAAAUCCCACAAUAUAUUGAGUUGGAUCUAUUAUUAACGUUAUACGUUCUAACCGACAGGUUGCAGAACGUCAAUAAUUUGCUAAAAGAGCAUGAGCAUGACGUCCAAUCUCCUACCGAAGUCCAUGAAAGCAGUUGGUCUUUACACAAACUUACCGAUUGCAGACGCAGAGAGCCUUUUGAAUUUGGAGGUACCUCUUCCGAUUUUGAGGAGUACUGACGUUCUAGUGGAAGUGAAAGCAAUAUCUGUCAAUGGUAUUGAUACGAAGCAAAGAUCCAAACCGGUGCCUCCCACGUUUGAACUGCCUCGAAUUUUGGGUUCUGAUGGCGCCGGCAUUAUCGUUGCGAAAGGUGAAAAAUGUAAGUAUUUUAACGUUGGCGACGAAGUGUUUUUCAUAGCCGAUUUGCGAAGGAACGGCCCGAAUGCCCAGUACGUUGCUAUCGAUGAAAUUUUGGUUGGAUUAAAACCGAAGAAUAUAACAUUUGAGGAAGCGGCUUCCAUACCGUGGACCGGCGUUACCGCCUACGAAUCUUUAUAUGAUCGGUUGCUGAUUUCCAACAUGGAUAAAGGGAAAACUUUAUUGAUAAUCAAUAGCGGUGGAGGAGUCGGUUCUGUGGCGUCUCAGUUAGCUAAGAACCUCGGGCUGAAGGUCAUAGGCACCGCUGCCCGCGCAGAAACUGAAGCUUUCAGCCUUCAACAUGGAGCAGACAUUGUUCUUAAUCACACUAAGGAUUUACUUCCACAAUUGAAAGCACAAGGAUAUACAAAUGGGGUAGAUUUUAUAUUGGUCAACUAUAACCCAAAUCCCUAUUGGGACUCUUUAAUGGCAGUUGCUAAGCCUCAAGGUAGAAUUUGUUUCCUAUGCGACAGCAGUGGUUUAGUUGACAUAAAACCACUUAAAGAAAAAAGCCUCACGCUUGUCGCAGAGAUGAUGGCUACUAGAAUGAAAUAUAACACUAAAGACAAGUACAGAUAUCGUGAAAUCCUGGAGGAUAUAAGUAAGAUGCUUGAAACAGGUAAAUUGAAGUCUACAUUGACUAAGACCAUGUCACCAAUAAACGCUGAAAAUCUAAAAGAGGCGCAUAGGUUGAUAGAAGAUAAAAAAUCGAUUGGAAAGAUUGUUCUUAGCGGAUUUUGAGAUAUACCUAUAUUUAUAAAUAAACUAGCGACCCGCCCCAGCUUCGCACAGGUUAACAAAUAAUACACCUAAACCUUCUUAAAAAAUCGCUCUAUUGAUAGGUGAAAACCGCAUGAAAAUCCGUUCAGUAGUUUUUGAGUUUAUCGCGAACAAACACAGACGCGGCGGGGGACUUUGUUUUAUAAGGUGUAGUGAUAAUCAAACAUAAAGUCUGAAACAUUUAUUUAUCAACCGAAGCCGCCACUAAUUAAAAUGAAUAUAUAAUAUGGAUAAUAUGGAUUUCCGCAAAGUAACGCCUGAUUUGGACAAGACUGUAGGACCAUUUUGGACAAGACUGGCCAGGCAGAGGAAAUACUGGAAAGAGUUGGAGGAGGCCUUUGCCAACAGGCACACUGAAGUACGAGACUUCAUUUAAAAAUAAAUCCAAGCAAAAGCAAACAGUUCAAAGUUCAGAAGAAGAGGCUAUACAAAUAAAAAAAAAACGCCUGAUUUUAUUAAUUAACCGAAGCCACUUCGAUCAAUCAGAUAUUAUUAUAUUUAU